Adelges cooleyi (spruce gall adelgid) is the source of this 3706-nucleotide messenger RNA. Its product is annotated as katanin-interacting protein-like. NCBI's taxonomy places the organism in Eukaryota, Metazoa, Arthropoda, Insecta, Hemiptera, Adelgidae. The coding region runs from base 90 to 2519 and encodes 809 amino acids. The transcript is spliced from 14 exons. The record is from RefSeq and is a predicted model, not a curated record.
ACAAAUUCAAAAUGACUUUUAUAAAAAUGUAACAUAACUUGAUUUAUAAUAAUAUUUAUAAGCUUUUGGUAAUUAAAAAUUUAUACUUCAUGUCAAAAGAAAUAUUUCCUUUAUGGUUGGAAGAUCUGUCCGAGAGAAUUGGAAGCUCUUGUAAAACAUCUACAAGUUCAUAUAGAAACCGAAGAGUACCAAAUACAAAAAGUGCAUGCAUUCAACCAUUUGAAUCUAACACACCAGUGGAUAGAUCUCCCACAAUAUCCUUGUCACCAACAUUAUCUCCUAGAGCAAAUGAUUUGUUUGAUUUACUCUUAAAUGAUGAUGACACAGAUGUUCGUAUACAACGAAGAGAAAAUUCUGCUCGAUAUGGACGACGUGCUAUAAUCAAUAACAGAAGUACAAGAACACCAACUACAUGCAAUGCUAAAGAAAAAACCAUUAAACCCCUUCAGAAGGCAAAUGAUCGUGUUUCUGAAGAUUUUCUCGAGCAGUCAUGGACCUCGCUCAAUUUUUUUAAUCGGAAGCAAAAAGGAAGACUCACAAGCAAACGGCAAGGUAAUAAAACUCCAACAGUUUUAGAUGGAGAACAUGAAAAUGAUUCCAUUGUUAAAAAAAAUGAUUACCAACCAAUGACACCAUUUAUAGUACCAGAACUUCCCUCUGGAUCAAUUUUAAAACUAGAUAUAACAAGUACUUGGGGUGAUCAGCAUUAUGUGGGUCUUAAUGGUAUUGAAAUUUUUAAUAGCAGAGGUCAGUUAGUCAGUAUUUUGAAGAUUUCGGCUGAUCCAGCAGACAUAAAUGUUCUACCAGAGUAUACAUCAGACCCUAGAGUAGUCAACAAUUUAAUUGAUGGUAUAAACCGUACGAGAGACGACAUGCAUUUGUGGCUUGCCCCUUUUACUCCUGGAGCUCAUCAUCAUGUUAUUUUAGAAUUUGAUGGAAUUCAAACUGUUGCAAUGAUUCGAAUUUGGAACUACAACAAAUCAAGAAUCCAUUCAUAUAGAGGUGCCAAAAAUGUUAAAAUAUAUUUAAAUUCUCAACUAAUAUUUCAAGGUGAAAUUGCUAGAGCGUCUGGUGGUAUUGUAGGAUGCACAGACGCAUUUGGUGAUACAAUUCUUUAUACUUUGGAUGAUGACGUAUUGGAAAAAAUUGCACAAAAUGAUACAUCAUUUUCCAUACUAUCGGAAACUAAUGAUACAGGUAAUGCAAUAUCAAUUGAGCCUCCUCAACGGCCUCUUACAGCGGAUACUGGUAUUAUUAGACCUUUGACGUAUGCUCAACCAAUUAUUACAAAUAUAUCUUCCAGUUCUACUACAUCCAAUGUAAAAUUGCAUUACCAAACUACUGGGUCCGUACUAUGUCAGCAAUCGUUAACUAUUAUUAUUGUCUCUACUUGGAGUUUGAUUGAUAAUCCCAAACCAAUGAACAGUUUAAAUACAGUCGGAUUACUUGGCUUAGAAGUUAUAGGAGAAACUGGUGAUACUGUUAAAAUAGACAGCAUAAAGUGCAAUGUUGAUACGUCCGAUGUAGAAAAAUUAUUAGUUUCCAAAAUUUCUGAUAGAGAUAUUGACAUGUGGACUUGUGAGUUACCUAAUGAACAUUUAACAUUAACACUUUACUUUCAAACACCUGUGCAUUUAUCAGCAUUAGUCAUAUGGAACUAUAAUGGAUCAAUAGAAAACUUAGAUUGUGGAGUGAAGGUUAUACGACUAAAAAUUGAUGAUAGAGAACUGGUUGAAAGGGGUACUGUAGAAAUUAGACGUGGUCCUGGUCAUUGUAAAUACAACUUUGGUCAGAAAAUUCCUUUACUUCCCAGUCCAAACUCUGUUCAACCUAACAAACGUUUAAUAGUUAAUCCUAAAGAACAUAUUAUAAGGAAGAGUAUCACUGACUAUGAACAUGUAACAAUUCCUGUUGGGUUUGUUUACCAAAUUGCAUUACUAUCGACUUGGGGUGAUCAAUAUUAUAUUGGACUUAACGGUAUUCAAGUAUUUGACAAAACUGGAGAAAUGAUAAAUUUAGAACCUAGAAAUGUCAAUUGCUGGCCAAAUAGUGUGAAUAUUUUACAAAGUAACAAAAACGAUAUUCGGACACCUGAAAAACUUAUAGAUGGAAUAAAUGAUACACUAGAUGGAUCACAUAUGUGGUUGGCUCCAAUAUUACCAUCAGAGGUUACUAAAGUUUACAUUGUUUUUGAUGAGCCUACUUAUGUAUCCAUGUUUAAAAUUUGGAAUUAUGCGAAAACCCCAAAUAGAGGAGUCAAAGAAUUUGCAAUACUAGUAGAUGAUUUACUAGUUUACAAUGGCAUUUUGGAAUGUUUCAAUUCAACUUCUAGUUUAAAACAAUUUUCAACAGUUAUAUUUGACACUUCUAAAGAACAAACCGAUACAAUAAUAGAUCUUCCUAGUAAUGCUAAUGAAUUAAACGGCUUGAAUCUCGAGGGCAUGCUGCUAGAUAAUGUCGUUGAUCAGUCUCAGAGACCAUUUACCUCGAUGUUGCCAUCGACAAGCUUAGUUAACUAAAUAUUACCAAAUCACCUGUCAGUACAAUAAUUAUUUUUAACGUGUUGUAAUGUUAUGUUUUUCUAAUUUAUAUUUUGGUUUUACAUUUUAAUAAUUAAGUGUAAUGAGUAGUUUAUAUUAGUCUGAACAAAAAUGUAUUCACAGUCACAAAACUAUUUACCUACUAUUCAUAUUUUUGUUUAAUGUAAUGUAAAAGUUACUUAUGACGUUUGAAAAUAGCUAACUUAUUAAUUUUAAAUAAUAAGUAGAGAAUACAAUCAUCUCUUUAUUAACAUUAGUUAUAUAAUUUGAUAAUUUAUUUUUCAAGUUUAAUGUUGACAUUUUUAUUUUGAAGGCAUUUUAUAUACAUUAGACACAAUACAUCCCUUAUAUAUACUUGAAUAAUAAUAUACUUAAGCACAUUUUUACAUGUUCUCUAUCCAUAAAAUAGUGUGUUUUAUUUAAUAUUUUAUAAAGUAUAAUUCUAAUUAAAUUUUAUAGCAUAAUUAUUAUUUUUAAGGAGAAACUAAAUGAUCUUAACUAGUCACUAACAUUAAUUUUUGUAAUGUAUAGUGCUUAAAUGAGAAUUAUCUGAAAAUUAUAUUCUUAAAACAUAUAUGACUCGUGAGGCAAAAAGGACCUCUUGUCGCAAAAAUUAAAUUGAGUUAUUGGCUAUUCGAAAUUCUGAACAUUUUGGAAUCAGAAUCGUUUUCCUAUCUUGAAAAUUGGCUGAGCUAUAUUUGUUUGAAUUUAUCUUUCAGAAAAUGGGUGUAUUGUGAACAAAUGCUUUAAAAUUUUUAAAUGUUACCAACUUUAUUUUACAUACUUAAGUAAUGAAACUUUGCUAAAAAUUAAAAUAAAGUGCCCUUAAGUAUAACAUAUUUUUUUUCUUAAAUUUGUUUCUGACCCUGAUCGAUGGCCCUCUCCUUCGCUUUUUGUAACAAGAGGUCCCUUUUCCCUUUACACCUCACAUAUGUUGAGACCAAGGUCUAGAUGGAAAUUAUUGCUACCAAACGAAUCCAAGAAUAAAUUUACAAGAAAUUUGAUUGCAUUGAUUGUUUUUUUUUUUUUUGCUCGGUACAAUUCAGUGUACAAAAUUCACGUUGGCCUUAAGUCUAAAAAGCCUAAAUAUAUAUUUAAUGUUGAUAUUUUUUUAAAGAUAUUAACUAUAAAGUUUAGAUUAACUAUGAAUGCUAGUACAUUUAAUA